UGUAAUUAUGAAGCAGCCAAUUAUUAUCAAGUACACGUAGAAUUGCUGAAAGUUUGGCUGGGAAUGAGAGACUGACACUUGUUUGCAGCUGUAUUUUUCAAUAAAUUUAUUACAUUACUGAAUUGCCAAGAUAUCGUCUGAAAAUGUCGCAAAGUGAUAUAGGGGACUGGUAUCGCGGAAUUCCGCAGAUAACACGGUAUUGGUUCACUGGUUCCAUAAUAGUCCCACUCAUUGCCCGAUUUGGGUUGGUUAGCAUGAAAUCAUUGAUCCUCAGCUUUGAACUCGUUUUCUACAGAUUUCAGAUAUGGAGGACAAUAACGGCAGUUUUCUUCUUUCCAAUCACUCCAAUGACUGGUUUUCAUUAUCUCAUUCAACUCUACUUUUUGUACAGCUACUCGACAAGAUUAGAAACAGGCAUCUUUGAUGGCAGACCAGCAGACUAUGUUUUCAUGCUCAUAUUCAAUUGGAUAUGCCUUGUUAUUAUUGGAUUUAUAGCACCUCUAAUGAUGCUGAUGGAGCCAAUGAUACUUAGCGCCCUCUAUGUUUGGUGUCAGCUCAACCGUGAUACAAUAGUUUCAUUCUGGUUUGGCACAAGAUUCAAGGCCAUGUAUCUUCCCUGGGUCCUCGUAGCUUUCAAUUGGAUUCUCAGAGGAGGUGGACUAGCUGAAUUGAUUGGUAUUGUGGUUGGUCAUCUCUACUUCUUUCUCAUGUUCAAGUACCCUCAAGACUUUGGCGGAACUGCUUUCCUCUCUACUCCCCAAUUCUUAUACAAAUAUUUCCCAAAUCGUCGUGGAGGAGUAAGUGGAUUUGGUGAGGCACCCUCUUUCAGGAGAGAUCGACCAGACGACAGAGGGCAAGGUCAGGGGCGUCAUAACUGGGGCCAGGGAAACGUCCUAGGAGGCGCUAACUAAGUUCUUUCAUUGUCUGUAAGUCUUGGAAAUAAGAAUACCAUCAACAGCUCCUUGCUUGAUGGAGCUUAUUUUCUUGGUAUUGUACAGUCAAACCUGCUUUAGUGACCACUUGCCUAUAAAGAUCACUUUUCUUGUCUCCCUUGGGUAGUCUUUAUAGACAGGUUCCACUGUAUAUACAGUUACUUGUAAAAUUAUCUUAUUGCUUUUAAGCUAUAAAGCGAAUACAUCUGGUAUUAGGUGAUUAAUUAGGAGGCAAACGUUAUUGUGCUUAUAGGUAGGCAACCAGGAGGCUUGCAAUUCCAUCUAAGGGUGUCUUUGGAAGGAGACCACUUAGAGCACUAUGUUGCCGAAGAGUAGUAUGGCACCGACUUGGUUUAUAACCCCAAACAUCCUUGUUCAACACUACUUAACUAAAUUCUGUACCAUUGCUUCUUUCUUCAUAUCUCAAAACAUAUUGUGUGUAUGCCCAAGGUCCUACUUUUGUGUAAGUGUUUGAUUAUUUAAUAACAUGCCUAUUCAAAGAGUCUCUUCUGGAGGGAAUUCCAGAUCUCUUUUCUUAUUGAAAGUGCCUUACAUGUUUUAUGAUUCAUGUGCACACAUAUUAAUGUACUAUAGUAUUCACCAUUAGUUAAAGUAUGUUGCUUUGUUUAAACUGUGUGUAAAUCUAUGAAAAAAAUACAGGAAAAUAAAACAUAUUAGACAUUUUCAUGCUACUUGCUAUACACAGCAAUUUGAAAUGUAUGUAUCCGGAUGAAGAUCAGUAUUUACAUUAGAGCUUGUACGCUAUGUAAUGAUAUUGUGGAUUGAUUUGAUGAAAACCAGAUUAGGGAUGGCUAUAUUGCACACAAUGUUAAUGAAACAUGAAAUACAGUGUAGUUUUGAAUAAUGAGACUUUAGCAUUAUUGUGUUGCAUUUACUGUACAUCAUUGAAUCAUGUUUUGUAUUUAGUGUACGUUGCCUGAAACGCCCAUGCAUGUACUUUGACAUUGUAAGUUGCAAUAUGGAUAUCCUUUCAUUGCUGGUAAUCUACAUUGAUACAUUAAUUAUUGAUGAAGUAAACUACAGGUAGAAGUACAUGCCAUGAUGUACUGGUAGCAAGUAAAUAAUGAUCCUGUGCAUUAAUCCUGUUAUAAAGAAAUUCAUGUCACUUUAUUUCAAAUCAACUGAAAAAGUGAAAGACCACUCAACAAUGAAAGGUUCUCACUUUGAAAAAUUACAUUACGGAUGUAAUUUUUAGUUGUAGGCAGUGCUUUUAGUUAUAGAAAAACAUGUAUGACCAUAUUAUUGGAAAGGUCAUAUGAUUUGAUUCAUGUCUCUACACUUUUGACUUAUAUUUGUAACCAUGACAAUAACAAAACCCUUCAAUUGUGAAUUUGUAUACAAUGUGAAGAUUAAGAGCUUUAGGACAGCUGUAUACCUUCUUGUAAGCUUAAUACAUGUAUUUGUAUUACAUUCUUGUACAGUUGUCUAUUUAUUGUGGUUAUGUUUAUAUAUGUAUCGUGUUAAAUAGAGUAACAGGGCUGUCAACCCUCUCGCACUUGGAGGGAGUCUCACGCUACCAGCGCAUUCUCCCGCCGUCCCACCCUUCCUCCCGCUCCCGUGUAGAAUCUCCCGGUUUAUGACAAAAAUGCCCGCCAAACAUGGUAACAUCAAUUUUUUUUUCAAGGGGGGGGGGGGAGAGGUAGUGAGCAUUCAUUUUUUAAAUAAUAAUUUUUGUUUAUUACUCAACUCCUCCUCCCCCCCCCUCCCAUUCAGCAAAAAAAAUAAUUUGCAAACAAUCUCUCCUCCAAGCAGUUCUUCAGAGUUGACAGCCCUUGAGUAAUGAGUUUUAAUAGAAAGAGAGAGAGGGAAAAAAAAUGUAAACCUGAAAUGACAGCAUUAUUUCAAGUACAUAUAAGUUGUAUAUAAUAUUCAUCUCCCCGUCUAACAUAUAUAAUGUGAAUAAAUAUUGUUGCUUGGCUUACUA
Messenger RNA from Strongylocentrotus purpuratus (purple sea urchin), 2877 nucleotides. It is a transcript of the gene derl1, whose product is annotated as derlin-1. Gene Ontology annotation, cellular component: endoplasmic reticulum membrane; Hrd1p ubiquitin ligase ERAD-L complex. Gene Ontology annotation, biological process: endoplasmic reticulum unfolded protein response. Gene Ontology annotation, molecular function: misfolded protein binding; ubiquitin-specific protease binding. The record is from RefSeq and is a predicted model, not a curated record. The transcript is spliced from 7 exons. NCBI's taxonomy places the organism in Eukaryota, Metazoa, Echinodermata, Echinoidea, Camarodonta, Strongylocentrotidae. Bases 144 to 911 code for a protein of 255 amino acids.